Symbiodinium sp. CCMP2592 is the source of this 1548-nucleotide messenger RNA. The record is from the annotation of a GenBank genome assembly. Lineage: Eukaryota; Dinophyceae; Suessiales; Symbiodiniaceae.
AUGCAAUUGACUGAGGUGUUUCCAACGUGCUGCAAAAGUUGUGCCUACCUCAAAAAGGAGCGCGACAUUUGUGGUCAUGACAUUGAUUGCGACAUCCGUGCCAAUGAAGCCGUUUGUCCACCUUGGUAUUGGAAGUCAGCAUCAGCAUGGCCAGAAAAUUUUCACGAAGAAAUUGGUGGAGCCUAUGUGAAAGAGAUGGGCACGAAGAUUCUUCGGCGCAGACUCCCAGAAUGGGAAGUGGUUCAGUGCCAGCGAAUUGAGGAUGCUCUUUUGUGGGAAAAGUACACCGCCAAGCGAGCGCAGCUUCGAGAAAAGUCUGUCACUUGCGCACAUGUCUCACCUGAAACCGCCGAAAGCAUUCAAUACUCUGCCAACACCACCUUGGACCACAAAGUCAACGAGGUCUGGUUGCUCCAUGGCACCUCGGAAGAAGCAGCUAAAGCGAUUUCUCGAAGCAAUUUCUUGCCCAGCAGCGGUGGAUGCUUCGGAUCUGGUAUUUAUUUCGCGGAUGAUGCCAAGAAGAGCAAUCAGUAUGCUAAGGGCAGGACGGAAGAUGACUGCAAGAUCAUGCUCCUAUGCAGAGUCACCUUGGGCAGUGUAAAGAUGCUGCCUAAGGGCCAGGAUAGAAGUGCUGAUCGAUUCGCUGAUGAUCCAAAUGUUGAUUCCAUAUUGGGCUGCACUGACACGCGGGAGUUCGUUGUGUACGACACCUCGCAGAUCUACCCUGAGUACAUCAUGCUCCUUGUCGAAGCAGUCGUACAUUCGUACGUGCUCGUGAUUUCAUGCUGCAAGUGCAUGCUGCGGGAAGUUGAUUGGAGCCUGGCUUUCCAGGUACUACAAAGAAUCCAGCAAGCUUGCUUGAACCAGUGUGUCUUCUGGCUCAAGCAUGAUGAUGUGGUAACUUCAUGCCACGCCCACUGCAUGUCUGCGGCAGUCGUCGCGCAAAAGGUUGCUGAACUGCGCGAUGAUGCGCAGAACAUAGCACAAGAACAGAGAAACGAGACCGUGCGAGAAAUCUUUGAGCGCCUGGACGACAACGGUAGUGGUUCCCUAGACCGAUCUGAAGUGAAAAGUCUUCUGCGGCAGCUCAACAAGGGCCACCCGCCGACGGAGGAGGAGCUGACGUUUGUCAUGAAGAUGGCAGGUGAAGGGUCGGUGCAGCCAGGCAGGACUAGAGCGGAUACCAGAAGCCUUGAGAUUGGCAGGGACAAUCUCAUGUCUGCAGUGACGUGCUGGCGAAUUUACCAAUCCUCGUUUGCAAAUGAAAAAAGUAUGGGUGUGAUACUCUUCAAGAAAUUUGAUCCAGAGAGCACUGGAAGGCUAGACCGAGAGCAGCUCAAGGCGCUCCUCGAAGAGCUCAGCGCCGAAGAGGACGUGAGUGAGGAGGACGUAGAUUUCGUUCUUGACCGUGCAGACAUUCUUCGGGACGGAACGAUCUCCAAGAUGGAGUUGAACCAGGCAAUAGCGGCCUGGUAUCAGCGACAGAACAUCAAAAUCAGUGAGCGUGCUUCGGCAUCUCAGCGGAGUACAGUGUGCGCUAUACUCUGA